CUUUCUUUUCCCCCUCCAUCUCUUCAGUCACCGUUUCGUUUUUCCUUCUUCGGAACGAUGUCGUUGCCGAUGCAACUCUUCAGUUGCAGAGCAGCUCUCGAUCUUCGCAGCAGAGAUUCGAGCUUCAUCAAUGGAGUUUCGGCUAGAGCGACGAGGUCGAACAAAAAGCAGCUCAAGGUUUUAGCAAUGUCGAGUGAAAACUCGUCGUUGAAGAUGAACUUGAACGAGUAUAUGGUUACUCUACAGAAACCACUCGGCAUUCGCUUCGGUUUAUCCCUCGAUGGCAAAAUCUUUGUUCAUGCUCUCAAACGAGGAAGUAAUGCGGAGAAAUCAAGAAUAAUUAUGGUAGGAGACACGUUAAAGAAGGCGAGCGAUUCGUCUGGUGGAAGAUUUAUUGAGAUAAAGAACUUCGGCGAUACUCAGGAGAUGAUGACAGAGAAGACAGGAUCUUUUAGCCUGGUCCUUGAGAGACCCUUCUCUCCUUUUCCAAUUCAUGAACUGCAUCUCUUGAGUGAUCUUGACAUUUUGUUUAAUAGAGGUCGUAUGCCUGUUGCCACUUGGAAUAAAGCUAUAUUGGCAUCAAAUUUACAAACUUCUACUGAGGGUGGUGGAAAUUCUGGCUUUGCAAUAUUUUCCUCGAAGUUUCUAGCAUUGCAGGGAUUGAAGUUUUUGAAUGAUGUAAAUGGACACAUACAUUCAAAAUUGCAGAAAAACAUUCUUGCUUCACCCAUUAGCCAACUUGUUUGUAUUUUUUCUGAGGAAGAGCCUGGAGAUGGUGAAUGGGCUCAUGGAAGCUUCCCACUGGAGGAAUAUAUUAAGGCACUCAAUCGUUCCAAAGACGAGCUUUACUAUAACCACUAUCUUGGCAUGCGUUACAGUAAGAUUACAGAGCAGAUAUAUGUCGGGUCAUGUAUACAAUCAGACGCUGAUGUAGAAGCUCUGUCUGAUGCGGGAAUCACGGCUGUAUUAAAUUUUCAGAGUGGGAUUGAAGCAGAAAAUUGGGGAAUCAAUUCCGAUUCGAUCAAUGAAUCAUGCCAAAGAUUAAAUAUCCUAAUGAUCAAUUAUCCUAUAAAGGAUGGAGACUCCUUUGAAAUGAGGAAGAAAUUGCCAUUCUCUGUUGGGCUAUUAUUACGCUUGUUGAAAAAGAACCACCGUGUCUUUGUUACUUGUACUACUGGUUUUGAUCGAUCUCCAGCUUGUGUAAUUGCAUACCUGCACUGGAUGACUGAUACUUCACUUCAUUCAGCUCAUAAUUUUGUCACGGGAUUGCAUACAUGCAGGCCGGACAGGCCAGCAAUUGCUUGGGCAACGUGGGAUCUUAUAGCUAUGGUGGAAGGUGGCAGACAUGAUGGGCCUGCAACACAUGCUGUGACCUUUGUGUGGAAUGGCCAUGAGGGGGAGGAUGUAUGCUUAGUUGGAGAUUUUACAGGAAAUUGGAAAGAACCAAUUAAGGCAACCAACAAAGAUAGAGCAAAACAUGAAGUUGAAAUUAGACUUCCACAAGGAAAAUAUUACUACAAGUAUAUUAUCAAUGGGCACUGGCGGCAUUCAACAUCUUCACCAACAGAAAGGGAUGAGAGGGGCAACAUUAAUAAUGUGAUCAUGAUUGGUGAUACUGCUAGUGUGAGGCCCAUAAUUCAACCACAAAAGAAGGAUGCCAAUGUUAUAAAGGUGAUAGAGAGGCCCUUGACAGAGAAUGAGCGAAUCAUGCUGGCAAAAGCAGCUCGUUGCAUUGCCUUCUCUGUGUGUCCGAUCAGACUAGCCCCCAAGUAGCUUUUCAAAGCUGGCUACUAUCCACAAUGUAAAUUUUGUUCCUUGAGACUCCAAAUCAGCAUAUUUCAAUUCCUUCGUGCAAAUACCUAGUAUUUAGCCUGCAAUAAACGAUGAGUAUGGAUCUAACGUAAUUCUUCCGGCUGCAUGUUUAAUUUGUUGUAGACUUUUAAUUGGUGUCUAUAUAUGUGAAUAGAAAUGCUUAACUGCUACUCUUAGCAUUCACUUAAAAAGUUAAAUUAUGCAAUUAGAUCUUGUAUUUUAUAAAAAA
This is a messenger RNA of Theobroma umbraticum, 2041 nucleotides long. RefSeq names its product phosphoglucan phosphatase LSF1, chloroplastic. Gene Ontology annotation, cellular component: chloroplast; starch grain. Gene Ontology annotation, biological process: starch catabolic process; protein dephosphorylation. Lineage: Eukaryota; Viridiplantae; Streptophyta; Magnoliopsida; Malvales; Malvaceae. The record is from RefSeq and is a predicted model, not a curated record. Gene Ontology annotation, molecular function: carbohydrate phosphatase activity; protein binding.